ACAAUCACUAAGCUAUCAUUUUAACUGAAUUUGGAUUUUUUCCCUUUUUUUUCUUAAUAGUCUCUAAUGCAGUGUGCAGGAGAAAGUAUCACUCUGUUUAAAAAUAAGAUGAAUGAGGAAUUUAGAAUUGUUUCAUUGAGAAAUAUGAUGCAUCUGUGUACAAGUUGCUUGUAUAACUGUGCUAAGGGCAGUCCAAAUAAGAUUGCAUCUGGCUUUUUCUUACGAUUAUUAACAUCAAAGCUAAUGAAUGAUAUUGCAGAUAUUUGUAGAAGUUUAGCAUCCAUUAUCAAAAAGCCGUUGGAUUUGGGAGAAGUAGAAUCAGUGGACAGUGAUACUCAUGAAAAUCUAAUGGAGAUGGAGGAUCAGUCUUCCAUGAGUCUAUUUAAUGAUCACCCUGCUAGUAAUGUUACUGACGCAAAUGAAUCCGGGGAGAGCCAGCUCAUUAUUGGUGCCACGAGUCCUUUAGCUGAAGAACAUCUGUCAAAGCAAGAUCUACUUGUUUUGGACAUGCUCAAGUUCUUGUGUAUGUGUGUGACCACUGCUCAAACCAAUACUGUGUCAUUUAGAGCAGCCGAUAUUCGGAGGAAAUUGUUAAUGUUAAUUGAUUCUAGCAUGCUAGACCCUACCAGAUCUCUCCACCUACACAUGUAUCUAGUGCUUUUAAAGGAACUUCCUGGAGAAGAACAUCCCUUGCCAAUGGAAGAUGUUGUUGAACUUCUAAAACCAUUAUCCAAUGUGUGUUCUUUGUAUCGCCGUGACCAAGACGUUUGUAAAACCAUUUUAAACCAUGUCCUUCGUAUAGUGACGAACCUGUGUCAAGGAGAUACGGACACUGAGAACACAAGUGAUGCUCAAGGACAGUUUCUUACAGUGAUUGGAGCAUUUUGGCACUUAGCAAAGGAGGGAAAAUGCACAUUUUCUGUAAGAAUGGCACUAGUAAAAUGCCUUAAAACUUUGCUUGAGGCUGAUCCUUAUUCAAAAUGGGCUAUUCUUAAUGUAAUGAAAGAAGACUUUCCUGUAAACGAAAUAUUUCCGCAGUUUCUUGCUGAUAGUCAUCACCAAGUUCGCAUGUUGGCUGCAGAAUCAGUCAAUAGAUUAUUUCAGCAUAUGGAACAAGGACGUUCUUCUACAUUAUUGAAAGCACUUCCUCUGAAGCUUCAGCAAACAGCUUUUGAAAAUGCCUACUUGAAAGCUCAGGAAGGAAUGAGAGAAGUGUCCCACAGAGCUGAGAACCCUGAAUUUUUGGAUGAGAUUUGUAAUAGGAAAGCCGUUUUACUGAUGAUGAUAGCUGUGGUGUUAUGCUGUAGCCCUGUCUGUGAAAAACAGGCUUUAUUCGCACUAUGCAAGUCUGUGAAAGAGAAUGGAUUAGAGCCUCACCUCAUUAAAAAGGUUUUAGAGAAAGUUUCUGAAACUUUUGGAUACAGACAUUUAGAAGACUUCAUGGCUUCUCACUUGGAUUAUCUGGUUUUAGAAUGGCUUAAUCUUCAAUACAGCUUAUCUUCUUUUCCUUUUAUUUUGUUAAACUACACAAACAUCGAGGAUUUCUAUAGGUCUUGUUAUAAAGUUUUGAUUCCACAUCUGGUGAUUAGAAGUCAUUUUGAUGAGGUGAAGUCCAUUGCUAAUCAGAUUCAAGAGGAUUGGAAACAUCUUCUGACAGAUUGCUUUCCAAAGAUUCUUGUAAAUAUUCUUCCGUACUUCGCUUAUGAGGGUACCGGAGACAGUGGGAUGGCGCAGCAAAGAGAGACUGCUACCAAAGUCUAUGAUAUGCUUAAAGAUGAAAACUUAUUAGGAAAACAGAUUGAUCACUUAUUCAUUAGUAAUUUACCAGAGAUUGUGGUGGAGUUACUGAUGACGUUACACGAACCAGCAACGUCUGGUGCCAGCCAGAGCACUGACCCCUGUGAUUUUUCAGGGGAUUUGGAUCCUGCUCCUAAUCCACCUCAUUUUCCAUCACAUGUGAUUAAAGCAACGUUUGCCUAUAUCAGUAAUUGCCAUAAAACAAAGCUUAAAAGCAUUUUAGAAAUUCUUUCCAAAAGUCCUGACUCCUAUCAGAAAAUCCUCCUAGCCAUAUGUGUGCAAGCAGCUGAGACAAACAAUGUUUAUAAAAAGCACAGAAUUCUUAAAAUAUAUCACCUGUUUGUUAGUUUAUUACUGAAAGAUAUAAAGAGUGGCUUAGGUGGAGCUUGGGCCUUUGUUCUUCGAGAUGUUAUUUAUACUUUGAUUCACUACAUCAACAAAAGGCCUGCUCGUUUCACGGGUGUGUCCUUACGUAGCUUCUCCCUUUGUUGUGACCUGUUAAGCCGGGUUUGCCACACAGCAGUAACUCACUGUAAGGAUGCUUUAGAAAAUCAUCUUCAUGUUAUCGUUGGUACACUUAUACCCCUUGUGGAUGAUCAGAUGGAGGUUCAGAAACAGGUAUUGGACUUGUUGAAAUACUUAGUGAUUGAUAACAAGGAUAAUGAAAACCUAUAUAUCACGAUUAAGCUUUUAGAUCCUUUUCCUGACCACGUUGUCUUUAAGGAUUUACGUAUUACUCAGCAGAAAAUCAAAUACAGUAGAGGACCCUUUUCACUCUUGGAGGAAAUUAACCAUUUUCUCUCAGUAAGUGUUUAUGACGCACUUCCCUUGACAAGGCUUGAAGGACUGAAGGAUCUUCGAAGACAACUAGAACAACAUAAAGAUCAGAUGAUGGAUCUUAUGAGAGCAUCUCAGGAUAACCCGCGGGAUGGCGUGAUGGUGAAGCUGGUUGUCGGCUUGUUGCAGUUAUCCAAGAUGGCAGCAAACCACGCUGGUGAAAAAGAAGUUUUAGAGGCUGUUGGAAGCUGCUUGGGAGAAGUGGGUCCUGUAGAUUUCUCUACAAUAGCGAUACAGCAUAACAGGGACACAUCGUGUACCAAGGCUCUUGAGUUAUUUGAAGAUAAAGAGCUUCAGUGGACCUUCAUACUGCUGACCUACCUGAACAGUACGCUGAUAGAAGAUUGUGUCAAAGUGCGAUCAGCAGCUGUUACCUGUUUGAAAAGCAUUUUAGGUACAAAAACUGGACAUAGUUUCUGGGAGAUGUAUAAGACGACCACUGAUCCCAUGCUGACCUAUCUACAGCCUUUUCGAACAUCAAGAAAAAAGUUUUUAGAAGUACCCAGACUUGAGAAAGAAAGCCCUUUAGAAGGCUUGGAUGAUACAAACCUGUGGAUUCCUCAAAGUGAAAAUCAUGACGUUUGGAUAAAGACUCUGACUUGUGCUUUUUUGGAUAGUGGAGGCACAAAAAGUGAAGUUCUGCAGUUAUUAAAGCCGAUGUGUGAAGUGAAAACUGACUUUUGUCAGACUGUGCUUCCAUACUUGAUUCAUGAUAUUUUACUGCAAGAUACAAAUGAAUCAUGGAGAAAUCUGCUUUCUACACAUAUUCAGGGAUUUUUCGCUUACUGCUUCAGACAGUCCUCACAAACAAGCCGAUCCACAACCCCUGCAAAUUUGGAUUCAGAGUCCGAGCACUUUUUCCGAUGCUGUUUGGACAAAAAAUCACAGAGAACAAUGCUUGCUGUUGUGGACUACUUGAGGAGACAAAAGAGACCUUCCUCAGGAACAGUUUUUGAAGAUGCUUUCUGGCUGGAGUUGAAUUACCUAGAGGUUGCCAAGGUAGCUCAGUCUUGUGCUGCUCACUUUACAACAUUGCUUUAUGCAGAAAUCUAUGCAGAUAAAAAGAACAUGGAUGAUCAAGAGAGAAGGUAAUGGCAUUUGCAAGUUUUAGUUUGUAAAAUUGUUGUUGACAUGGUUUCAUUAAGUGUGUAUGUUAAAUAUUUGUUUUACUCCCACUC
This is a messenger RNA of Vicugna pacos (alpaca), 3812 nucleotides long. The record is from RefSeq and is a predicted model, not a curated record. NCBI's taxonomy places the organism in Eukaryota, Metazoa, Chordata, Mammalia, Artiodactyla, Camelidae.